CCAACUACCAACUUAUCACUGUUGACCUUUUGUUCCGCAGUGUGUACUUCACCUUUCUGUGACCACCAUGAGGAGGAAACUCUAGAUCCCAUUGACCACCACAGUGUUGGCAAAAACCUCUAAUCUAUGGAGUCUCCAGCAACAACAACAACGAUCCCAGAGGCGGUCUUCGUAGAGAUCAUCGUGAGAUUACCGUUAAGAAGCAUCGCCAGAUUCAAAUCGGUCUCCAAACGAUGGAAAGCGUUGAUAGAAUCGUCCUAUCUCCGCCGCGUCUUCGUCUCCCUUCACAAACAAUCCUCAUCCUCCUCAUGGUCUCUCAUGUUCGGAACCGACUAUCCUUACCCCAUAGCAGAAGCUAUAGGCCUCCACGGAUGCAAGACAUGGGAUCUUCCCAGAUCUCUAGGCUCUUACAUCACGCCUUUUCAACCUCACCCCGAUCCCCGCGCCCGCGUAUACUAUAUAUCUUCUUCCAACGGAUUGAUCUGGAUCGAUGUGUUCGUUCAUCGUACCGACGUCGAGACUUUCCCUUACAAGACCUUUGUCGGAAACCCGGUUUUACAGCAGUGGGUUGAGAUCCCCCCGCCUCCUCAAGAGUGUAAACAUACUGCUCUGGUGACUCGUCUGGACGAGGACGGCGUCGUUUCCAGCUUCAAAGUGGUCAGGACAUGUGACCCUGAUGAGAGUGUUGCACCAAACGAAUGGAGAGUGUAUGUGUAUUCUUCCGAGACAGGGUUAUGGAGUUUCAAGCGGCUUAUGUCCUCUGUUCCUGUUCAGUACACUUGCUAUUACCCUCCUGUCAAUGUCGAUGGGGUGAUUUAUCGGUGGGAGAGGAUAGUGGAUAAUAGCGAACCCGGAAGCCUUUUAGCGUAUGACUUCUUCGGUCCUGAAGACGGUGAUGAUUGUUGUCAGGUUAUACCUCUCCCUCUUCCGUAUAACGAAGACGUUAGGAGAUGUUUGACUGCCUCAGGAGGAGAUGUUGUCUACAUUGAGGUACUUGAUGGAAUAUUGAAAGUCUGGACGCUAAAUAAAAACAAAAACGGUUCUGGGGGGAGUAGUAGUGAAUGGUGGCACUUGUCAGGGGAAGAAAUCAACUUGGUGUCUGCGGUGGGAUAUGAUUUGGAUUGCUUUCCCAUGGCGUUGAACCCUUUUAAUGCUGAUAUCGUCUAUGUGUGGAGUUGUCAGGAUAGUUGUUUGGUGUCAGGUAACUUGAAGACCCAAGAGUUUAUUGUUCAUCAAGGGUCAGAGAGUCGGUGGAGUAGCGGUGAAGGUUGUUAUUGCGCGAAAUCAUACCUUUCUAGUGGGUACAUAGAAGAUAAUCACAACAUAACUUCGGUGCUCAUGUUAUCUCAGUUUGUUCUCCCACAGUGGAUGGAUCCUGUACCCCGUCUGCCUAACUGAACAUCCUUUCUGUACCUUUCUAAAGGGUAUAUAUACUUUUGGCGCAUAAGCAUAUAUCGUUAUCCCAGGUGGCUCCCACGAUGGACGGAUGGAUUCAAAGUCUCAUCCGCCAAGUUGAGUUUGUAACUUUUCUGUUGUUUCUUGCAAAAGCUUAUUUCCGUGUUUCAAUGUAUUAUGUUCCGUCUUUGUCACAACUUGCCGCUCUAUCA
Raphanus sativus (radish) is the source of this 1607-nucleotide messenger RNA. Its product is annotated as F-box protein At1g49990-like. The transcript has a single exon. The record is from RefSeq and is a predicted model, not a curated record. NCBI's taxonomy places the organism in Eukaryota, Viridiplantae, Streptophyta, Magnoliopsida, Brassicales, Brassicaceae. Gene Ontology annotation, molecular function: protein binding. Bases 127 to 1398 code for a protein of 423 amino acids.